This is a messenger RNA of Labrus bergylta (ballan wrasse), 1394 nucleotides long. RefSeq lists its product as uncharacterized. Gene Ontology annotation, biological process: regulation of toll-like receptor signaling pathway. The record is from RefSeq and is a predicted model, not a curated record. NCBI's taxonomy places the organism in Eukaryota, Metazoa, Chordata, Actinopteri, Labriformes, Labridae.
CAGCAAAACUUUAUUUUUACAUGCAUGCACUCAGUGCCAUUUUGCUUUCAGACAGACAAUCAAACAGCUUAACGUUGGGUCAAAGAAGGAGAAAAGAAGAACAAAGUGCACCAUGUUAGGUGAAGGUUUUCUCAGAGCUCUGCAUUUCAGAGAGGAGAGAAAGUUCGACUCAGCCCCCAAGGUGAAGAGAUCCCAGACACAAAACCAUUUAACGGAUCCAUCGAGCUGCACCCUCUCAGAGUCAAGCUUGACAGACCAGCAGGCUGAGUCGACUGAAGCAGGUCUUAACCAGGAGCAACCAGAUUUUAACCAAUUCCAGAGUCUAAAAGUGAUACCUCAAGGUCUUUUAGGCCUCUCAAUCCCUGGCUCUUCACCUUUCCCUGCGCCAAACCCUGACUUCAUAGUUUGCUUAGAUGAUUGUAGCCUCCUUGAACAAUAUCCGGACCUGCAGGUGGCUGACUCGGGCCGCAUCUCAAACAGCCAACUGAGAGCCGUCAUCACCCAAGAUUAUGUGUCUGAUGUCUCAAAUCAGCCAGAAUGGGCAGCCAAACAGGAGGCCCAAGGGCCUGUGACAUCCAUACCAGACCAGGGUUAUCUGGUUAUGGGGGACAGUGUGAACAUCAGCUUGGAUCUGUCGGGAUCCGCAUUGGAGCCCAUGUCUAACUCAGUGCUGAAUGGAUUGCUGGACAAACAGCUGGAGGAGGUGUACAUGCAGCAUUUGACUGACAACUUGGCUCGAUGUAACUCCCACCUUGGGAACAGCCUCCUACACGGCCUGGUGCCUCCGCCGCAGCCCAGCAGCCAGCGGCAGGGGCCUGACUCACUGGAGGUCACUCUGGAAAGAGGAUCUGGUAGAGACAGCGACAGGAAAAUCAGUUAUCUGAGCACCCAGAACUUAAUGCCCUGCUCGUCCAACUUCAGCUCCCCUGUGCUGAGGAUUUCAGAGCCUGACAAUACUUAUCUGCAGUAAGUGCAGUCGUGCAAACAUCCUUAAAGAAUCGUUAGAGUGAUUUUUUUAAUGCUUCUUUUUCUUUCAUUUCAAAUAUACCAACAUUAAGACAUGUUGUCGUAAACAAUUCAGUGAUCCAGUGCAUGCCUAUAUUUAUGAUUUCAUAAUGCCUUUCUUACUCUGAUUAAAAUGUGCCUUAUAUUUACCUGCUCAUAUCUGCCACCUGCUGUAAGAUUGUGGUACUACAACAACCUAAAUAGAACUGACAUACAUCAGAACAUUUUAUAAUAACAUUAUAAGUGGGAGAGUGCAAGCUAUGUAUUACACUGAAGCAAACUGUGAUUCAAUGUAAGCUGUGACUGCAUAUUGAAGCUGCCUUGUAAGAAACAUGAAAAAGAAUCCACCUGUUUUUCAUCAAGUAAAAUAAAGAAGUUUCCAAAGUGUA